GCAGGUGAAGCGUCUCCCCGGAAACGGAGCUAAAGCACCCCACCUGCCGGGCUCUGCCUGCUCAAAUUGGAUCCACCACAUCCAGACUUCUCCCAGGACCUAGCAGUGACAGCUGAGGCCACGUGAGUCGAUCCUGAAUGAGGCUUUAUCUCUGGCUGAUCCACCCAUCAUCCACUGUGGCACCAGCUCCCUCCGGCAGCCAGGAUGGGACAGGCGCCUGAGACAACCAGAGCCAGAGAGGUGACGGUAACCUUAGGCUGGACUGAGACAAGGAGACUCUGGGCUUGUAGCUGCCAAGCUGGUGAUGAGGACACCAGGCCAUGAUCUACACCCUCUGAGCCCUGACACCAACUUUCUGUCCUGACCCUCCCGGAGCAAGCCAUGUCCCAACAAGCCCAAGCCCGGGUGGGCCAGGGACUGCCCCCGGAUGUGCUGGCAGAGCAGGUGGAGCUAUGGUGGUCCCAGCAGCCCCGGCGCUCCUUGCUGUGUUUCUCCGUGGCUGUGGGCCUCGUGGCUGGCUGUGGGGCAGGUGGUGUGGCCCUGCUGUCUUCCACCAGCAGCCGCUCUGGUGAGUGGCGCCUAGCAGUGGGCACUGUGCUCUGCCUGCUGGCUCUGCUAGUUCUAGUGAAGCAGCUGAUGAGCUCGGCGGUGCAGGACAUGAACUGCAUACGCCAGGCCCACCACGUGGCCCUGCUGCGCAGUGGUGGAGGGGCCGAUGGUCUCGUGGUAUUGCUCAGUGGCUUUGUGCUGCUGGUCACUGGCCUGACCCUGGCCGGGCUGGCUGCAGCCCCUGCCCCAGCUCGGCCACUGGUUGCCAUGCUGUCUGUGGGCAUUGCCCUGGCUGUCUUGGGCUCAGUCUUGCUUCUGGGCUUGCUGCUGUAUCAGGUGGGUGUGAGUGGACACUGCCCCUCCAUCUGUGCAGCUGACCCCUCUACCCAAAAUAGCCACAGUGGCAACAACAGCAUUUUUAGCAUCUCAGGACAGUUGUCCUCUGGUCAGCAUCAUGAGACCACCUCCAGCAUCGCCAGUCUCAUCUGACAGAGCCAGAACUCUCCUUCCCAUGACCUGCCUCAGUGUCCCUAGAACUGUACCAGAACAUGCAUAUGUGUGUGCAUAUGUGUGUGUCCCAGGGCUGUUCAGCCCUUCUGUGGGAUUGCAUGAUGUGUGAUUAGGAGCCCAUGUGUAUCCACACAUCCACAUUAUGGGAAGGUGAGUGUGUAUCUCCUUGGAACUGGAUAUUUGUGUCUAUGGACUGUCAUUCUGUUUGUCUGGCUCUGGAAUCUCCAGGCAGGGAGAUCACUGGGAUCUCUGAAGACUCUUAACCCAUAUUUCUAGUCUUGCUCUAUAAUACCAUCAAGGGUCUCCACAGGAAUGCCUGUUGCCUACCCAAGACUACAGUAACUCAGGGAGAGUGAUUUGUGGCAAAGCAGAGGGAACAUGGGUUCAGAGAUGAGAUGAACCUGGACUGGAAUCUCCCUUGAAUUCUUAACCUAGCAGCUGGGGCCUCAGUUUCUUAGGACCAUGUUGCCACUAAUUAUAAGGAUUAAAUGCCAUCGUAAAUGAAAAGAUUGAACUCCUGACAAAUGUGCAAUAAAAUGUU
Messenger RNA from Nannospalax galili (Upper Galilee mountains blind mole rat), 1600 nucleotides. It is a transcript of the gene Tmem125, whose product is annotated as transmembrane protein 125. The transcript is spliced from 3 exons. NCBI's taxonomy places the organism in Eukaryota, Metazoa, Chordata, Mammalia, Rodentia, Spalacidae. The coding region runs from base 382 to 1038 and encodes 218 amino acids. The record is from RefSeq and is a predicted model, not a curated record.